This is a messenger RNA of Closterium sp. NIES-67, 1490 nucleotides long. The record is from the annotation of a GenBank genome assembly. Lineage: Eukaryota; Viridiplantae; Streptophyta; Zygnematophyceae; Desmidiales; Closteriaceae.
UCCGGGUUCGGGCUCUCUUCAGCAGGUGCAUGGGUUGCGUGGAACCGCGCACUUCGAUUAGAAAGGACCCUAUUCGGCGCGCAAUUCGCGUCGACAGGUAAUCUUGGUAACUUUGUUUACUGCCAAAAGUGAGAAAAGAACCGUGUGGAAGCAAGAACCCUCUGUCACAGAGGGUAAGCACGGUGUUCGUCUCCUUGCGUCCAGUAAGCCAACGCGAUGCAGUCGCUCCGACCAUCACCAUCGUCGCGAAUCCGUCUCUCAAUCUCCCGCCAUUUCCUCUCUCCGAUUACCCACUUACCACUAAGAGCAGCAAGCAGAGCCUCGAUUGGAGUCGCCAGCGCUGCAGAUACCGGGCCUGUAGUUUCUUAUUCGCGCUUGAUCAAGAACGAUCGUCCUUCGGCGCGAACUCUGAAUCCUAAUUCAUCUGCCCUUCGGCGGGCUUUAACAGUCUCGCGACUGCCUUCCGCAGAUUCCUCCCCCUGCCUUCGCACCGCCGCGCAGUCCGCGCCGCUUGCGGGUACCGUUUCCCCUUUUCGUCCGCGCGUUGCGCCCAUCGCCCGCCGCGGGAUUUCGUCGGAGCAAGCGCCUCCGCGCAACGUGCGCGUGAUGGCGGAAGCGGAGCGGAAGGAGGAGGCCCCUGGCGAGGCGGGUCGAGCGGAGGAGGAGAGGGGCGGAGGGGAGUGCGCGGGGAAGACGCACCAGUACACGAAUCGCCUGGCCAAGGAACAGAGCCCGUACCUGCUGCAACACGCGCAUAACCCGGUUGACUGGUAUCCGUGGGGGGAGGAGGCGUUUGCGCGGGCGCGAGAGGAGGGGAAGCUGAUCUUCCUGUCGGUGGGGUACUCCACGUGUCACUGGUGCCACGUCAUGGAGGUGGAGUCGUUUGAGCGCGAUGACGUGGCGGAUAUCAUGAACGAGGGGUUCGUCAACAUCAAAGUGGACAGGGAGGAGCGCCCUGACGUGGACAAGGUCUACAUGACCUACGUACAGGCCACGCAGGGGGGGGGCGGGUGGCCCAUGAGUGUGUUCCUCACGCCAUCUCUGCACCCCGUCUUUGGCGGCACUUACUUCCCUCCAGAGGACAAAUACGGCCGCAUUGGCUUCAAGUCCCUGCUCAAGCGAGUUCGCUCUGUGUGGGAGGUCCGGCGCAGUGAGGUGCAGAGCGGUGCAGAGGAUGCCAUGGCGCAGCUGCAGGAGGCCAUGCAAGGGGGAGGGGCGAAGGCGAUGGUGGAGCGCCCCUCCACCAGCAGCAAGGGGGAGGGGGAGGCGGAGGGGGGGGCGGAGGGGAAGGCGGAGCAGGAGGAGGAAAGGGUGAGAAGACUAGCCGAGGAGGCAGUGAAGCUGUGCACGGAGCAGCUGGCCUCGCGGUACGAUCACAAAUUGGGGGGUUUGGGUCGGCGCCCAAGUUCCCCCGCCCCUCAGAACUCAACCUGCUGAUGAGGGCGCACCUGAGGGAGGCGCAACUGGGGGAGGAUGCGGAAAAGGGGAAG